Ciona intestinalis (vase tunicate) is the source of this 2868-nucleotide messenger RNA. Lineage: Eukaryota; Metazoa; Chordata; Ascidiacea; Phlebobranchia; Cionidae. The record is from RefSeq and is a predicted model, not a curated record.
GCGACAACAAAACUACAAUUGAUAAACAGGCAGCAAAACCCGCGAACACAACCACAGAUUUGAAACAAUCAAAUAAAAUGAAAUCUGCAAAUAAAAAGAGCUCACUCACUUUUCCCACUCUUGUUCUCCCCGAGCAUAAAGAGAAACCUCCUCCCCUUACCCCUCUCACUCCAGAGCCAAGCUCCUCCACAGAUGUUGCUCCUGCUGCUCCUGGGGAGAAGGAGUUUCCUCCCACUCCUCUUACCGACUCCAUCGCAAGAACAUGUGAAGAAUAUUUCGCUCUUCUUCGGAUGGUGAGCGAACGCGCGAAGCUGGAUGACGUCAUACAAGAAGAACCUGCUUUGUUUGACAAUAAUCAACCAGAAGUUCCCCAACCCGCGAAACCAUUAUUACAAACACAAGAUGAACAAACAGCAUUGUCACGUACUAACCAACAUCAAAGACCACCAGACACACAAACCUCAUCUAAAACAAUUCGACUUCACGAUAAUUCAACUCAGUUUGAAACCAAAUACGUACCCAAUGACGUCACGGUGACGUCAGAACCACGCGUUAUGUUACCAAGCUGGUGGUUACGUCAGAAUAACAACAGACAAACGGAAACAACAGGAUUAUUACGUCAUACAACCGAAGUCGCGGUAAACACCCUUCCAGAGGUCGUGGACCAAUCAGAACAAACCGGGAACAACGUCAUCGCUGUUGCCAAGACAACUGUUGACAAAAGAAGAAAGUCACGUGAUAGCCGGACGAAGCUCAAAAGUAAGGAAGUCAUCAAGGCAAAACCGUGUUUGACGUCAUCUUUGACGUCAUCCAUGGAGAGUGAAUACGCAUCGAGUUCGUCGAGCGAUCGUCACACUUUCAUCACAGAAAGUAAGAAAAAAAUCCGAUCACGGUGCGCCCACUGCCGGAUGAAUGAUUUUGAUAAACAACCUGCGCGGUGGAUUGGUAACCAACAAAUACCUUUUUGUGGCCCAAUUGUGACAUCAUCAAUGGGAAAUGACGUCAGUGUUCAGUACCCGUCUAAUGUGAACUUGUUAAAAGCCCCUGAGUUAAAGAAAUGCGAAAAAUGCGAAGUAAAGAAAGCGGAACCUUUGUCUGUGGGUGUAGGUGUACAAGCAACGGGGGCAGAUGUGGCGGGGUCCGAAAAAGUUGACAAAUCCACGUCAUUUGACGGUAAUUGUGGUCUUGAAAGGCGUAGUACUGUUGCCGAAGAGAAGAGUUUGUUAAAUGUUGCGGGACAUGUUUCUGAAGCACCGCAGGAUCCAAAAGAAAGUAUUGCAACAGCUGGAAUAACUCCAGAGAUUACUGGGAAUAUUUUAAAAGGAGAAAUUUUAAGCCAAGAAAUUAAAAAGGAAUCGCCAAAAGUUAAAAAGGAAAACACAGAAACAAACAAAAAGUUGUCGAAGUCACCAAUUUUAGAGUCAAGACCAAAAACUCGCGUUUUUAAAAUCGAACUUUGCGACGUGCUAGAGAAGACAUUGGAAAAAUUCGCGCCCUUUCGAGAUGCGAGGCCAUUGAGCAGUAGACGCAUUCGAGGAAUGCCCACUAUGAUGUAUGGGUGCCCGAAUGUUUCUCGUUCUAAUUCUCACGCGAGCACCGAAGCGACCACAACUUCUAACUCGUGUGUCUUCGACGAGGUCGAGCGGAAUUUUUACUCCCGCAAGAUGGCGGCAAUGAGCAGAGUUGAAUCAGACAUGCUGGCAGACAAUAUUUUUUACCGGGAACAGAUGGGUAAGAGCCCAGGAAUCAGAUUAAACAAGCAACGACGGUUCUACGUCCCCGCACACCUUAUAGAAGAGAGAGAACACACCCCGAACGUUCAGACCUUCCCUACACCACGAACCGGGAAAUCCACAGCUCCAAGCUUAAUGUUAGGAACCGAAAUCUCAGAUUUCAUUCAAACUGGCUCUGGCCUCAGUGGGGACUUCGUCACGAGGUGGCGCCGAGGAACAAAAAGCGGGGAGAGAAGAGAAAUGAUGUCACAAUACAAAGCGCGCGAUUUAACCCAAAUGGAAUUGCCACCGGAAAAAGAAUUAAAUUACAGAAUAAUAAAUUCGAGAGAAUUCUGGAACGAAUUAGAAGAAAGGAGACAAACAUUUGAUUGUGACGUCACAAUAUCGAAGAACGAACGCCCAACAACUGCGACUAUGACGUCACAGAUAAAUUUACCGAAAAUAGACCCCAAUAAUAAUGAAGAUUUUUACCGAGGCAACCACAGUAGUUACAACGUCACAAGAGAUCUCGUGACGUCGCCAUUUCAAGUUGAGGUUGUAAACAAAUGUACAACUCCGCGAAUGGCAAGUGUCACACCGCCCAAAGAAAGAGUUAAGACUCCAAACAAUUUGCCACGAAUGGCAAGUUACCAAGAAGAAGCUACGACAGCACCAAUGGCAGGAGUUAGAGAAAUACAAUUUCCAAAAAUGUCUUUGUUUUUGAAACGCGAAAUUCGACCAGCUGACCCCUGGGAGCUUCCCAAUGCGACAGAUCACAGCAUGGAACACCUAGCGCCGUCUAGCGGAUAUAGAAUUAACUUCUUUGAUUCGUCAAAAGCCCGGGCACAGCAAGCGGGAAAAAAUAAAGAAUUAAACGCUGUUACCACUCAAGCACGAAAAGUAUCAACUACAGACAACGACUUCGAUUCAACCGAAGCUUUGGCGUCGGAAAACAACAAUGACAAACCUAAAAAUAGACCAAGAUUAAUAGCUAAAAGAAAACUGUAAUAAAUCGUUAACAUGCUAAGUGUUGGUAUGUAGUAGGGUGGGGGGGAGAUGAGACACCUGUUUAAUCUACUUCAUCGUCCCAUGUGAUAGUAAACAAAGAACAUUCAAAGAAUUACAAAACCGUAUCCUCACGACUCCCAUAGACCGC